GCCAUGGCGCAGAGGAAAAUCACCGAGUUCUUCUCCCUGCGCAAGGGCUCGGGUUUGGCAGCCCCGGGGUCUCGCGGCCCGCUGAAGCUCCGCCGGAGCCCGACCAAGCCGGCGGGGCCCUGCAGUGUGUCCCCGCGUACCCCGGCACAGGCCCCCGGAGGUCCGACCCCCGUCCCGGCGGCUACCCGAAGCGGCAGCGGGAGGAAGCGGGUCCGCCGGGCUUCGGACCCGAACAAUGAGGCGGAGGCCCCUCCCGUGCGGCGCGCGGCGAGGAGGAGGCUGGUGCUGGCCGAAGAUCCGGGAGCCCGGGAGGAGGAGGAGGCUACGGUCUCCAGCUCCGGCUGUCCCGAAGCCCCUUCCGUGGGGAAGGAGGAGGCGCAGGAGGAGGCGACGGCCGCCCCGCUCUCAGCAGCCUCAGCCCCGGCCGAUGCCGGCCCCCCAGAGCCGAACCUCUCCGAACUGAAGUCUCGGCUGCAGAAGAUCCGGGAACUGACCCGACGGGUGGCCCCAGCCUCCACCCCGAAGGCCCCCGGCAGCCUCCAGAACCGCCUGCAGCGAGCCCGAGAGCUGGGAGCCCGGAUCCAGUCCCGAGUGGAGAAGAGCGAUGUGCAGAGCCCCCCGGAGGAGCCACGCCCCCCGAAGGCGCCCGCCUAUGAGCGGUUCCACAGCCUUGCCCAGCCGGGCGCCCCAGGCCUGGCGCUGCCCUACAAGUACAAGGUGCUGGCCGAGAUGUUCCGCAGCAUGGACACAGUGGUCAGCCUGCUCUUCAACCGCUCCGAGGUGGUCACUUUUGCCAAGGUCAAGCAGGGCGUCCAGGACAUGCUGCACAAGAGGUUCGAGGAGAAGAACGUGGGCCAGAUCAAGACCGUCUUCCCAGACUCGUACCGAUUCCGGCAGGAGCGCAACAUCCCCCCAUUUGGCUCCGGUGGGAAGCGCUCCGACUAUCAGCUCACCAUUGAGCCGGUGCUGGGGCCAGAGGACGGAGGCCAGGGAGCCCCCCAGAUGUCGGCCUCCCGCCUUCUGCAGCGCCGGCACACCUUCGGCAGGAACCUGGUGCAGCUGGUCAAGGAGCAGCACAAGGCUUUCCUGGCCUCCCUGAACCCACCGCUGGUGGUGCCAGAAGACCAGCUGACCAGGUGGCACCCCAGAUUCAAUGUGGACGAGGUGCCGGACGUCACCCCCGCCGAGCUGCCCCAGCCACCCCACACUGACACGGUGACGAGCGCGCAGGAGAUGCUGGCCAGGGCGCGCGCCAUGCUGACACCCAAGAUGGAGAGGGCUUUGGCCCAGCUGGCUCUGAAGACGGCUGAUGGCAGUCCCGGCCCCCGGGGGCCCCCCACACCUGGCUCUGCUGAGCCCCAGAGCCCCCCAGCACCGGGCUCGCCUGAUCUUGGCAGCCCCCCGAAGCUUGUGUCCCCAUCCAGCUCCCCCAGUGCCCUGAGGGGCGUUUCUCAGGCCCUGCUGGAGCGGAUCCGUGCCAAGGAGGCCCAGAAGCUGCAGGCCCUGAUGACCCGCAGACCUCAGCAGGAGGAGCGGCUGCUGGUGCUGUCCAGGCUGCCCGAGCUGGCCCGCAUCCUGCGCAGUGUCUUUGUGGCCGAGAAGAAACCAGCGCUGACCAUGGAGGUGGCCUGUGCCAGGAUGAUCGGCAGCUACGGCCCGUCCAUGACACCCGGAGAGAUGGAGAAACACCUGCAGGUCCUCUCAGAACUGCUCCCCGACUGGCUCAGCCUCCAUCGCGUCAGGACGGACACCUACCUGAAGCUGGACAAGUCCUCAGAGUUGGGCCCCAUCACUGACAGGCUGGCCCGGAUUACCCAGGAGGAGGAGAAGCUGUGACUCAGCCCUUCCUGGAACCCAGCUGGACUCUGAACUGUUUAAAUGAUUAAUUUAAGGACUUGGUGUUUGUUGUGUGUGCCAGGAAGUAGAGACUUUGGGAAAUGUUUUAAAAAAGAUGGAACUCCAGAAAAUAGGACCUUCCUCCAUUUUACCCCCAUUGGAAAAUAAAGGUGAUUUUUGUAGUUGUCAGA
This is a messenger RNA of Gracilinanus agilis (Agile Gracile Mouse Opossum), 2027 nucleotides long. RefSeq names its product chromatin licensing and DNA replication factor 1 (gene CDT1). Gene Ontology annotation, biological process: mitotic cell cycle; regulation of DNA-templated DNA replication initiation; DNA replication preinitiation complex assembly. Gene Ontology annotation, cellular component: nucleus. Bases 4 to 1836 code for a protein of 610 amino acids. The record is from RefSeq and is a predicted model, not a curated record. Gene Ontology annotation, molecular function: DNA binding; DNA polymerase binding. Lineage: Eukaryota; Metazoa; Chordata; Mammalia; Didelphimorphia; Didelphidae. The transcript is spliced from 10 exons.